This is a messenger RNA of Saccostrea echinata, 2176 nucleotides long. RefSeq names its product glucose dehydrogenase [FAD, quinone]-like. Gene Ontology annotation, molecular function: flavin adenine dinucleotide binding; oxidoreductase activity, acting on CH-OH group of donors. Bases 176 to 2005 code for a protein of 609 amino acids. The record is from RefSeq and is a predicted model, not a curated record. Lineage: Eukaryota; Metazoa; Mollusca; Bivalvia; Ostreida; Ostreidae. The transcript has 12 exons.
AUAGACACAAGCAGAUGAAAAGGUCACUAUUUGUUUACUUUUUACUUCUAUUCAGGUCAAAAUGUAGAAUGAUUACCUUAGGAAUAACCAGUAUCAUGUGGUGAUAUUCUAAGCUGAUGUAGUUACUGUACGCGUUCAGUUAAUGUGUGAACCAGUGAACGGUAAUUAGAAAACGAUGGGAUCUAAAGGGACCAUAAUAGCGUUAAUUCUCGGUGUUACAGUUGUGUAUUACACAAACCGAAAGACUCCAACAAUGGAACUUAUCUCACUCAACUCCUCGUAUGAUUACAUUAUAUUGGGCGCUGGAUCGGCAGGAUGUGUCCUCGCAAACAGACUGUCGGAAGAUCCGGGGUCAUCGGUGCUUGUUUUAGAAGCUGGAGGUUCCGAGGAUGAAAACGAAAAUAUAAGUGUCCCAAUUGCUUCAGGCCUUCUUCAGUCAUCGAAACAAGACUGGAAUUUUAAAUCCGAACCCCAGAAAAAAGCAUGUUUGGCAAUGCGGAAUAAGCAAUCUUCUUGGCCAAGGGGAAGAGUACUUGGAGGUACAAGUAAUUUGAACUUCAUGCAAUAUGUCCGCGGCAGUCGCCAUGACUACGAUGGCUGGGCCAGAGAGGGAUGUAAAGGAUGGAGCUAUAAAGAUGUUCUUCCGUAUUUCAUUAAAUCUGAAGACAUACAAAUUCCGGAACUUCACAAUUCAGAAUAUCAUGGAAAAGGAGGUUAUUUGUCUGUCAGUGAUGGAACUGCAACUCAGCUAUCUACAGUUUAUUCCAAAGCAAUGGAAGAGUUAGGAUACCGCAUCACAGACUGUAAUGGAAAAUCGCAAAUUGGUUAUUGUCCUUCACAAGAAACGACAAAGAACGGAGAACGUUGGAGCACUGUUAAAGCAUUUCUAAGACCUGUCAUGGGACGCCAAAACCUACACGUCUCCAUUAACUCUCAUGUUACUAAGAUUCUGAUGAAAGAUAAAAAGGCAGUUGGGGUAUCGUUUGUUCGAGACAACAGGAAGUACGUCAUAAUGGCGAACAAGGAGGUGAUUGUCUCAGCAGGUUCAGUGCAGUCACCCCAGAUCCUGAUGUUGUCUGGAAUAGGACCAAAGGAACAUCUUAAAUCCAUGGGUAUCCCAGUGGUUACAGAUCUGCCAGUCGGGGACAAUUUACAGGAUCACAUCAUGACGUUUUUAGAUUUUCACGACAAUACUUCGAGCAUGGCAACCGAAGCCAAACUUUUGUCACCAAUAACUUUAAUAAAAUACUUCGCUUUUAAGUCAGGGAUGUUAAGCAAAACUCAUCUCGAGGGUACAGCAUUUUUCGCCGAGGACAAAAGUCUCCCACCACCGCUUCAGUUCCAUUUCUUCAGCCUUGCGACUGAUCCGGCUCAAGUGGAUAUGUUUUUAGAUAAUUUGAAUAUAGACAAAAAGCUACGAGACGGCAAAAAGAAGGAAUUGAAAAGGAACUUGGAGGGAAAUAGAGGGACAUUUUUUGCUCUUCCAAUUCUUCUUCAUCCCAGGAGUCGAGGGACAAUACGCCUUCAAAGUGAUGAUCCAUUUGAUCCGCCUAUUAUUGAUCCAAACUACCUCGACCACCCAGAUGAUAUCAAAACACUCUUAAAAGGAGUACGAGAGAUACUAAGGCUUGGUGACACUGCAGCGUUUAAGUCAAUUGGUGCCUCGUCAAAGGAUCCAUUGGAGUCAUACACCCCACAAUGUGACGAAAUAAAACCAGAUUCAGACGAGUACUGGAUCUGUAGAAUAAGACAUUUCACUUAUACAGUCUAUCAUCCCACAUCCACAUGUCGAAUGGGAGCCAAAGAUGAUAAAACAGCAGUGGUAGAUCCUGAACUAAGAGUGAGAGGAGUCCAAAACCUUCGAGUCGUCGAUGCUUCCGUCAUGCGCAAUGUGCCCUCCGGAAAUACAAAUGCUCCAACCAUAAUGAUUGCAGAAAAAGCUGCUGAUAUUAUAAGAAAUAUAAACAGUGUGAAAUUCAUCAGAGAAAGAACGGAUAAACUUUGAUUAGUGUUGUACAAUUAGAAAUUUUUUAUUUGUAUUGAUAGGUUAUAAUUGGAGAAAUGUGAUUUAUACUACUUUUUCCCAAUCUUUAAUCUUUUCGUUGUUUCAGAAUUUAGGGUAAUGAUGAUGAUUUGGGUUGCGUGUAUUUGAAUUGGAUAAAUGUUGCGACGUGUG